AUGUGGAGGAACUAUAGCGCGCUGGUGUCUCUUGGCGGAGUUGUAGGUCCUUUCCUUUCCAACGCGCUGAUCUAUUUCUUGGAGUCAUACUCUUCCAGCCAGCAGUCGUGCAGACUUUGGGUGGGAAUCAACUUUGGUGUGGCUGGGCAGGUAGCCACUAUGGCACUCCUAGCCUUGAUCGUGUCAUUUAGCGGAAGCCUGGGUUCCGGACUGCUAGUUUUCAAUCUCGUGAGCGCAUGGGUUCUCACAAUCUCGGUCAACAACAUAGUCACGACAUACUUCAACUCAAUUUCGCAAGAGCGGCUCCAUCAAAACGAGCGGGGCCGUUUCAUUGCAAACAUCAUGACUGUCUUCACAUUGGGCAGCUCCCUCGGAACGCUCCUAUUCGGAUGGGUCUUAUCUGUCACCGCCAACGACCUCACAGGGUCGGUGAACUUGCUGUUGUGCGGCUUGCUGAUCAAGGCGAUCCUGCUAGUAUGCCUUCGCAGGGCAGGACGAGGUUCUUUUUCAGGAUCAGCACAUUCCCAUGCUGAAUGA
This is a messenger RNA of Symbiodinium pilosum, 537 nucleotides long. Lineage: Eukaryota; Dinophyceae; Suessiales; Symbiodiniaceae. The record is from the annotation of a GenBank genome assembly.